Messenger RNA from Lasiosphaeria miniovina, 2019 nucleotides. RefSeq names its product putative COP9 signalosome protein. The record is from RefSeq and is a predicted model, not a curated record. Gene Ontology annotation, cellular component: COP9 signalosome. Bases 200 to 1687 code for a protein of 495 amino acids. The transcript has 2 exons. Gene Ontology annotation, biological process: protein deneddylation. Lineage: Eukaryota; Fungi; Ascomycota; Sordariomycetes; Sordariales; Lasiosphaeriaceae.
AAUGAACAAGCCUCUACCCCACACCAAGAUUUCCCCCACCUUCGCACACGGCUUCAGCCUUACCUCACUGCAAGUCCUCCACAAUGGCACGACAACGCGGUCAAGGCACACUCUCUUCCUAGACUACUACACCACCAUCGCGCGUCACUAGUUGAACCUACCGAAAUCGAUAUCUUGUGCCAGAGAACACCUGCGAAAAAUGUCGGACGACGAUUUUAUGCAAGCCUCGGACGAGGAGUACGACUUCGAAUACGAAGACGAGGAGGACGAUGAUACCGGCGAUGUCGACAUUGAAAACAAGUACUACAACGCGAAGCAGACCAAGGCCACAGAUUCAGAGGAGGCCGUCGGACAGUUCCUCGCUAUACCAGCGUUGGAGCAAGAAAAGGGAGAAUGGGGGUUCAAGAGUCUCAAACAAGCCAUCAAGCUCCAGUUCAAGCUCCAGCACUUUCAGCAGACUAUUGAGAACUACAAGGAGCUCCUUACUUACGUCAAGUCGGCUGUCACGAGAAACUACUCUGAAAAGUCGAUUGACAACAUGCUCAACUUCAUCGAGAAAGGCUCCGACAGCCCCGCAGCGGUCGAGUGUAUCGAACAGUUCUACUCGCUCACCCUUCAAUGUUUCCAGAGCACCAACAACGAACGCUUAUGGCUCAAGACAAACAUUAAGCUCGCCAAGCUUCUUCUCGACCGCAAGGACUACCAGGCAGUGAGCCGGAAGCUUAAGGAGUUACACCGCGCUUGCCAAAAAGAGGAUGGGAGCGACGACCCUAGCAAGGGAACAUACUCGCUCGAGAUCUACGCUUUGGAGAUUCAGAUGUAUUCGGAAACGCGGAACAACAAUCAGCUGAAGGUGUUGUACCAGCGAGCCCUUAAAGUGCGCUCAGCGGUACCGCACCCCAAAAUCCAGGGAAUCAUCCGCGAGUGCGGUGGCAAAAUGCACAUGAGCGAGGAGAACUGGAAAAAUGCACAGAGCGACUUCUUUGAGUCAUUCCGCAACUAUGACGAAGCCGGUGAUUUGCGACGUAUCCAGGUGCUCAAGUAUCUUCUUCUGACCACCAUGCUAAUGAAGUCCGACAUCAACCCUUUCGACAGCCAAGAAACCAAACCUUACAAGAGCGACCCCCGCAUCGCCGCCAUGACGGACCUAGUGGAUGCCUAUCAGCGAGAUGAUAUCUACAAGUACGAGGACGUGCUCCACACAAACAAAGACCUGUUAGCGGACCCCUUCAUCGCCGAGAACAUAGACGAGGUCACGCGCAACAUGCGAACCAAGGCCGUCUUGAAGCUCAUCGCACCCUACACUCGCAUGCGCCUGAGCUGGGUCGCCAAAAGCCUGAGAAUUGGCGAGGCCGAGGUCCAGGACAUUCUCAGCUACCUGAUUGUGGACGGCCGGGUGCAAGGCCGCAUCGACGAGCACAACAGCACCCUGGAGAUUGAGUCUUUGGCAGAUGCGAGACGCGUAAAGACAAUUCAAGGCCUGGCCGACUCAGUUGGUGAGCUCUUUGCAUCGGUAUUCAAGGAUGCCGACGGAUUCCGCCACGCGGUUGUCGACACCUCUUUUGCCGAACUUGGGGGUGAAGUUAGUUCGUUUCCGGACAGUCUUCGAGGGACUAGUCUGAGGUCCGCGGGAAGACAACGCCGUGGAAACCUGAAAAGCGGGUUCGUCAAUAUGGCGAUGCACUAAGCAUGUGAAUAUGGGGGGUCGUCAGCAGUUCAACUCGAGCUAGGAAGGUCGAGGAACCCGCCUCCCUUGGACACCGCAUUGGUUUGCAGCCUCUCUCUGACGUGUAACGAUAUCGAGGGUUGGGCAGCAUGGCGCGGCUGGUCCAUUGAUGGUGACAUGACUAGAAGGAGAGAUACCACGAUGAGAACACAUCCGACUCUAGAUUAAUGACUGCGAAUCUUUAUUAUUACUGCUGCGGUCCCGCUUCCGGGCUUCUCUUGUGCAAGUGACUGCCAAGACUUUGGAGGAUGAUGUAAGAUGAAUUAUCUUCUAACUUCUUGAAGCUCUACACU